This is a messenger RNA of Porites evermanni, 582 nucleotides long. Lineage: Eukaryota; Metazoa; Cnidaria; Anthozoa; Scleractinia; Poritidae. The record is from the annotation of a GenBank genome assembly.
UUCCUUUUUAGUGGGCCGUUUCGUUGGAAUGAAGCAAAAAAUACUCUGUUCCUUCGGGAAUUAUACUCCUCGGAGCCAUUUCUGUACAAAGUGGGCAGCAAGGAAGCUGGCCAAAAAUGGACAGAAGUAGCCGAAAAACUAAACUGCUUCAGUCUUUUUAGAGACAUACCUCGGGAUCAGCGAAGCGUGAGGGAACAAUUUAACAAGCUGUUAAAAGACUACAAGAACAAGAAAAACAAAGAAGAAAAAGCAAGUGGGAUCAACCCUGAUCCACCAACAGAAAACGAAACAUUGCUUGAGGAAAUAGUUGCGGCCAUGGAGUCAACAACACUUCGUGUAGGAAAUGCAAACAGCAAAAGAGAUGACCAGAAGAGGAAGGAUGCACUUGCAUGUAGAGAUAAAGCCAUGACCACGUGGGCAAAGGCUGGAGCAAGUGGUGAAGCCUCUGAUUCUGGGGGCGAAAGUGCCACAGAGAAGAAGACUGUAAAGAGAAGAGGAAGAAAAAGAAGAGCUAGUUCUGAUCCUUUCCAGUAUUUAGCAGAGAAAACAGCUAAGGAAACAGACCUCAGAAAAGAAGAGCUG